AUGAAUUCAGUAGUGAAGUGGCUAAUGUAUUGUAAGCAUGGGUUAUUUGCUGAUGACAAUUAUCUGAUGCAUGAGGCUGUAAGGCAAGUGAAUAUUGAUGCUCAAUCAAUUGCAAACUGGGCAAGAGCCCAUGGAUUAGAGAUCAAUUCGAUGAAAACAAAGGCUAUGAUACUGGAAAAUUGCUGGUCUCAGCAACGAUUCUACCGCUUGUUGACUAUUGCUCUGUUGUUCUUGUUGAUGCGUCAGCUGAAAAUGAUUUGA
This is a messenger RNA of Cotesia congregata, 261 nucleotides long. The record is from the annotation of a GenBank genome assembly. Lineage: Eukaryota; Metazoa; Arthropoda; Insecta; Hymenoptera; Braconidae.